Messenger RNA from Elgaria multicarinata webbii, 3861 nucleotides. RefSeq names its product cytoskeleton-associated protein 5-like. Bases 10 to 3861 code for a protein of 1283 amino acids. The transcript has a single exon. Gene Ontology annotation, cellular component: kinetochore; centrosome; spindle pole. Gene Ontology annotation, molecular function: microtubule plus-end binding; microtubule plus end polymerase activity. NCBI's taxonomy places the organism in Eukaryota, Metazoa, Chordata, Lepidosauria, Squamata, Anguidae. The record is from RefSeq and is a predicted model, not a curated record. Gene Ontology annotation, biological process: establishment or maintenance of microtubule cytoskeleton polarity; microtubule polymerization; centrosome duplication.
UCAGCCAAGAUGCUAGAGCCAAGGAACUUGCCUGAGAAAGAACUUUCAGAAGAAUCAUGUGAACUGGAAGCUGCAGCAGUGCUCCCAGCAUCGUGCCUCCAACAUCUGGACAGCAGCAACUGGAAAGAGCGCAUUUCUUGCCUGGAGACUUUUGAGAGGGCCGUGGAAGAGAUGGAGAAGAACCAGAUGCCCUGCCAGGCUCUAGUGAGGCUGCUGGACAAAGAACCCGGAUGGAACGAAACCAAGCUCCAAGUGAUGCAGAAGAAGCUGCAAAUCGUCACCCUUAUUGCCCAGAAGGGGAACUUCUCCAAAACCUCAGCUCAGUUUGUCUUGGGAAAUCUUGUGGACAAAAUCGGUGAUGUUAUCUGUAGCAGUGACACCAAAGAUGCCCUGACUGCGGUGGCUGAAGCAUGUGGGUUGCCCUGGACAGCAGGGAAGGUAACGGAAGCGGCCUUCAUGCAAGACAGCCCCAGGACCCACUCAGAAACCCUCAACUGGCUAACUGGUGCCAUUAAAGACUUUGGCUUUGAUGGCAUGGAUGCCAGAAGCUUUGUUGGCUACAUUAAAUUUGCCUUAGAUGCAGCCCACCCAGAUGUGCGGGCAUCUGCCUUCAACCUCCUGGGGGUGAUGUACCUGUAUGUCGGAGCCCCGCUGAGAGCCUUCUUUGAGGAUGAAAAGCCACCUCUUCUCUCCCAGAUCGAUGCCGAGUUUGAGAAGGUGAGUGACCAGAGUCCACCCCCUCCCACGCGAGGCCGCUGCAGGUUCUGCAGAGAUGGUGCGAAUGACCAGAGAGGAGGGGACGCCCAGUCCUGCAAGAGGAACGAUGCCAUUGACAUCAGCAAGAAGAUCUCAACAGAGCUGCUGUCCAAGAUGCAGGAUGCGAGCUGGAAGGUCCGCAAGGAAGGGCUGGAGGAGGUUUCCAGGAUCCUCAGCGACCUCAGUUCCAUUCAGCCAAGCAUUGGGGACCUUCCAGUUGCCUUGAAGGCCUGUUUGCAUGACUCCAACAAAGCCCUUGUGAAGCAGACACUCAUUGUCCUUCAGCAGCUGGCGAGGGCCAUGGGCCCCGGCGUUCGGUACCACGUCAAGACUCUGGGGAUGUCCAUCAUUGGCAUCCUAAGAGACAGCAAGGGUAGUUUGCGGGCAACCGCCCUCACGACUGUGGAAGCCUGGGCGGAGCAGACUGGCAUGAAGGAAUGGCUGGAAAAGGAAGACCUCUCAACAGAUCAGAAGAAGGAGAAUGUUUUCCAGAGGCAGGGGCUCCUGGGAUGGUUGGCUGAGAAGCUGCCGGGCCCCAGUUCCACCUCCACUGACCUGAUUCGUUGCGUGCCUCAUCUCUAUUCGGCCUUGGAGGAUGGUAAGGAGGAAAUGUGCAAGGCAGCUCAUGAAGCUCUGCCCUUCUUCCUCCUCCACCUUGGUUUUGAGAAGAUGUCUGAAGCUGCCAACAAACUGAAGCCAACAUUCAGAGAUGAGGUGCUGUCACUGCUGGAGAAAGCCAAAGCUGGCCAGCCAGUCGAGUCCACGUUCAACCUCUCCAAGCCAUUUUCCAAGCUGCCGAGGGGCAAGUCUUGGGCCAAGUCAACCUCGGCUCCUCCCCAACAGCUGAGUCCGCCAUCCUUCCCUACUGAAAAUGUGGGGUCCACUGAGCUGAGCUUGGAUGUAAGAAAAGCUAAAUCAGAAGGAACCGUCCCCAAAGCUAAGAGACUUCUGAAUAUGAAACUGCCAGCAACACCUUGCAUGAAGGAAGAAAGUAGCAAGCUGGGGCCCAUCUUCAUUGUUGUCCCCAAGGCAAAAGAGCAGAGGCUCAAGGAUGAGAAGGCUCUGAAGGUGCUGAGAUGGAACUUCAGUACCCCGAGCAGCAAGUAUGUUGAGCAGCUCAAGGCUCAGAUGAGUGGGUGCCUCUCCAACUGGCUGCAGGAGGAGCUGUUCCACUCCAAUUUCCAGCACCACAUCAAAGCUCUGACUGUGAUGACCAAGCACUUGGAGACUGAGAAGGAGGGAGUCAUGAGCUGCUUGGACCUUGUCUUGAAAUGGCUUAGCUUGCGGUUGUUUGACACCAACACAUGGGUGCUGAUGAAGACCUUGGAGUAUCUCAAGAAACUCUUCAGCCUCCUGAUCGAGGAGAGAUACCAGCUGAUGGAGAAUGAGGCCUCCUCUUUCCUUCCCUACCUUCUCCUGAAAAUGGGGGGGACAAAGGAGUCCAUCCUCAAAGAGGUGCGGGCAAUCGUGAAGCAAACGACCCUUGUCUACCCAGCCUGCAAGAUUUUCUGUUUCCUCCUGGAGGGAGCCCAGGGCAAGAAUGCCAACCAGCGGGUAGGAUGCUUGAAAGAACUGGGAUGGCUGUUGAAGAUAUAUGGCCCAGCUGUGUGCCAGCCAAACCCAAGCAAAGUCCUGAAGACCAUCAUCUCCUUGACUGGAGAUUCAAACAAUACUGUCCACAGUGCUGCCUUGAAGGUCAUUGCAACUGCUAGGGUUGUGUAUGGAGUUGAGGCAUUCAAAGCAAUUGGAAAUAUAUCUGACAAACACAUGAGCUUAUUGGAGGAGAGCAUGAAAGAGGCAGAAGCCAAGCAAGCCAGGGAAGAAAAAGCAGACGCCGAGGUCUUCAACGUGACUGCUUGGGUGGGGUCAGUAGAGGGCUCCAAACUGAGCUAUGGGAAUGUCCAUCACACAGGAGAAGAAUAUUAUGUUUCCCACAUGGACCGAGCUGAGACAGCACAUGGCGACAGCAUGGCCUUCCGCAAGAAUCCUAAACAGGUUGACAUCCUCCCUCAACAUGGGAACCUGGAAUCUCAGGCUGAGAGCAGCGUCACUCCCAACAUCAAUAUGAUCAUUUGCAAUGUAGCCGGGGGCAACAUUAGCACCAGCAUUGAGGCCCUAGCACAGAUCCAAGAGAUUAUAAAGCAGGAGGACAAAGUGGACAUGAUGUCUGGCCAUACAAACCAAUAUCUGAUCGCGACGAUCCAACAGCUGAACUUCAUCCAUCGGCUCCACAUGACAUCUGAAGAGGAGAUGAGGAAGGAGCAAGUCAUUGAACUUUACAGUUGUGUUGUUUGCAACAUGGUCUCUCUCUUCCAGGUGGAGAACCUGGCCCAGGAAGCUUCUGCUGGGGUGCUGAAGGACCUCUUGAGCAGUCUCAUCACCUUAUUGUUGGAUUCUCCAGUUGAAGAGCUUCAAGAAGGGCAGGAUGCUAUCCAGUCUGUCAAUCUCUUGAUAACAGAGGUGCUGGAGAAAUCGAACCAGACCAAGCUUCUCAGUUCUUUGCUUCUUCUGCUCCAUGAAGGCCUGAGUGCCACCAAUCUCUUCGCUUUUUCUGAAAUGGUGGCCAAGUGCUUGUGGAAAAGUGCCAAGUACCUUCCACGAACCAUUGACAGCGUCAGCCUGGACCAGAUCCUGCUGGAUAUCCACAUCUUCAUGAAGGCAUGGCCUAAGGAAAAACUGAAGCAGUACGAGAGCAAUUAUCCUUUCAGGGCACUGAAGACCCUUCUGCACACCCUUUGCAAACUGAAGGGAGCCGAGAUCUUGGAUCACCUCACCCUGAUAGAGGACAGAGAUGAGUCUGAGUUGGAGGCCCACCUAUGGAAGAAUGCGAGGCACUCAGUGGGGCAGGCUGGUAUGCAUGAAGACAAAGGAGCUUCUUGUCCAGCCAAGGACAAAAUCGACAACACUCUACCUGAGAUUUUCAAGAAGAUCAACUCCAAGGAGACUGCCAGGUUGGGUCUUGAGGAGCUCUAUGAAUACAAGAAGAAUCACCCUGAGGCAGACUUGGAACCAUUCUUGAAGAAUUGCUCCCUCCUCUUCCGGAGCUACGUCAAGCAUGGUUUGGCAGUUAUUACAUCAGAGAGAGAAAGCAAGCAGAAGAUCUGA